GGGGGGGCAGAGACUUCGCCCCGCGCUUCACUUUCGGUUUACACUAAACGGGAAGAAGUCGCACUUUAUUCCACAGCGCGAGUCUGCGAGUCUCCGGCCGGGCGAGAACAUUUAUGACUCGGACCCACGAGAAGAAUGGCGACAAUGUUCCUUAGGGCACUUUUGUGUUUGUUGUGGGGGACAUGGAGCGUGUGCUGCUCCACUUUAGACCAGGAUGUCUUCAGCAUCCAACACUCGGCCUCAGGAAGAUGUCUAUCAGCUCAGGACUCGGCGAGCGUGCGUCUCUCAGCGUGUGAGGCCGACAGCGCCUCGCAGUCCUGGAAGUGGGGUUCGGGCCACCGGCUCUUCCACGUGGGCACGUCCCUCUGCCUGACCCAGGACCUCCAGUCCAAGUCCCUGUCCCUGGUGGGCUGCAGCUCAGACCUCCUGCAGUGGUGGCGCUGCCUGGACGGCGCCCUCUUCACCGCCGACCAGGCGGGCCUGGUGGUGGUGGAAAAGGAGCGGGUGGCGGCCAAACGGUCCUCGUACGACAAGUGGGUCCGGGCCGGGUCCCAGGACAGCGUGUGCCAGAGACCGUAUCGAGUCAUCCACACCACCAACGGCAACUCUGCCGGCGCUCCCUGCGAGUUUCCCUUCAAGUACAACGGAAGCUGGCAUCACAGCUGCCUCCCGGACUCCGACUUCCCAGGGCUCUCCUGGUGCUCCACCUCCUCGGACUACGACCAGGACAGGAAGAAGGGGCACUGUCUAACGCCUGAGAAGGGUUGCCAGACCCUGUUUGUGGGACCAGAGGGAGACUCCUGCUACCAGUUUGUUCCCGGCGCCGCCGUCACCUGGCAGCAAGCUCUGGAUUCUUGUCGGAGCCAAGGAGCGGAUUUGCUCAGCGUGUCCGCCCCGGAUGAUCUCCACUCCAAAACAUUUUUAGACGGCUUCAGCGUGAUGCCUGACAAGAUGUGGAUAGGCCUCCAUCAGUUAGACACGUCCCAAGGCUGGCAGUGGUCAGACGGGUCCCCGCUCUCCGUCCUGCGCUGGGAAACAGGAAUGCCCCCCAGAGCCGUCAUCUUUGAGUCGGACUGCGGAGUCCUGAACUCCCAGCACAACUACGAAGCUGAAGGGUGCAGCAAACAGCUGCCGUACGUCUGCAAGAAGAAAGUGUCAGCUCCGCCGACGCCGCCGGCCGAGUCGCUGAUGUACAACGACACGGCGUGCGCGCCUGGCUGGGUGCCCUGGAACGGCUGGUGCUACCAGCUGGUGAGGGAGCAGCCUAGGAACCUGACCGAGGCGCAGCGGCACUGCAACCGCACAGGAAGCUCCCUGGCCAGCCUGCACUCGCUGGACAGCAAGGAGAUGAUCAGCACCAGCUUCCACGCAGACGGCCAGUGGUUGGACGUGUGGAUCGGUCUGAUCGGGGAGGGCAGGAGGCCCACGGUCUUCAAAUGGAUGGACCAGGCGCCCGUCACCUUCACCUUCUGGGGCCCCAAUGAGCCGGUGCAGCCUUCUCAGAACACCAGCUGUGUCUUCUACUCCGGGGAGUCUCAUGGCUGGCGUGUGGGCAGCUGCUCCAAGACCUUGGCCUUCAUGUGUCAGACCAAAGGACAAGUCAGCCAAUCUUCUGGAGUGUCUGGCUGUCUCUUUGAGGACGGCUGGAGGAGACACGGCAACUCUUGUUACCGACUCAACAACACCCGGGUGGCGUUCAAAGAGCGCUGCCAGGUCACCAUCACCAACAGGUUUGAGCAGGCCUUCAUCAGCCGUCUGCUGGCAGACUUGAUAGGCAACAGCUCUCAGUACUUCUGGAUUGGCCUGCAGGAUGCCGACAACACGGGAGAGUACCGCUGGCAGGAUACUGCCCAGACUGCAGUGACCUACACCAACUGGGGACCCUUGGAACCAGAGCAAGAUGGAGGCUGUGCUGUAAUCUCCAGUGCUAACUCCCUGGGCAAGUGGGAGGUGAAGAACUGCACCCUUUUCAAGGCCGGCACCAUCUGUAGGACAGACCUCAGUCCGGUUCUGCCCCCACAACCCGAGCCAGACCUCAACUCCACAUGCCCGGACGGCUGGGCGUCCAUCCCUGAUGGAAGAUACUGCUUCAAGGUGUUUCACCAGGAGAGGCUGAGUCGCAAGCGGACGUGGGAGGAAGCCGAGAGGUUCUGUCAGGCCCUAGGGGCCAACCUGCCCAGCCUCACCAGCGUGAGCGAGAUGAGGGCGCUGCAUGGUCUCAUGAGGGACACCAUCAGCGACGAUCGCUACUUCUGGGUGGGCUUGAACAGGAGGAACCCUGCAGACCGCUCCUGGCGCUGGAGCGAUGGCCGUCCUGUGUCUAUGGAUGUUUUACACCAGGAGUUCCAGGAGGACGAUGCUUACAGUCGCGACUGCACGGCAUUUAAGACGAUGAGGAGCACCUUGAAGCAUUUCUUCCUGUUCGUACUCCACCACUUUGUCCCUACGUCCUUCUCCGCCACGCCCUUUCACUGCGACGCCAAGCUGGAGUGGGUCUGCCAGAUCCCCCGUGGAGUGACACCAAAGUAUCCUGACUGGUACAAUCCUGGCGUGCAUCACGAGACGUCCAUCUUCAUCGACGGCGGCGAGUUCUGGUUCGUCGACGAGCCUCAGUUGACCUUCGAGGAGGCCAUGCUGUUCUGCAGCAUGAACGGCAGCAAGCUGGCCUCACCACCCAGCUCCACCGCUGCCAGACUCAUCCAGCAGAACAUCGCCAAGAUGUCAAGUUCUCCUAAGCAAGGCUGGUGGGUCAACCUGAAAGAUCCCAAGCGGUUGAUUCCCAUGACGGAACCGCAGCUGCACUUUUUCUAUUCAACCAUCUUCAGCAGAUGCACCUCCAUCAGCCCUGAGAGGGACUUACCAAAGUACGAGCACAGUUGCAGGCAGCAGCUGCCUUUUGUGUGUGAGAAGCAAGCCGUCACGUUGGUGGAGAAGAACCCUCUGGAACCUCAGCCUGGAGGUCUGCCGUGCGGGAACACCUCUCUGGCUUUCAGGAACAAGUGCUACACGCUGAUGAAGGAGGAGAAGCCGGUGUCGUUCAAGUCAGCGGGGGAGGUGUGUCAGUCGGUGAGGGGAACCCUGGUCACCAUCUCAGACCAAGUGGAGCAAGACUUCAUCAGCAGCCUGCUGCCCACCAUGAAGGACGUGGGCGGCAUCUGGGUGGGUCUCAAACUCAAACGCAACAAGCUGCAGUGGGUGGACCAGAGCCCGGUCGACUACGUCAACUUCCACCCGCUGCUGCUGGGCAUGCACAAGGCCAUCAAAGUCAACCACCUGGACCCAGACAGCAUGGAUCUGUGUGUCUUUUUACUCAAUAACCCCAACUCAGCUGUGAUGGGUACCUGGGACUACACCUCCUGCACCCAGUACCAGCAUGUGGCCCUUUGUCAACACUAUGCAGACAAGCUGGAGGAGCCUUCCGUCCCCUCGGAGCCCUUCCAGGUCAACAACCACACCAUCCUGCUGCUGGUCCAGAACCUGACCUGGUUUGAGGCCUUGGAGCAGUGCAGGAGCCACGACAUGGACCUGGCCAGCGUGGCCGACACCUGGCUGCAGUCCACCCUCAGCGUGCACGUCAGCCGCGCGCACACGCCCAUGUGGAUCGGCCUCUUCAGCGAAGACGACGGCAUCCACUACCGCUGGACCGACCACAGCCACACCGUCUUCAGCCGCUGGUCCGCUGACGUCACGGCGGGAUCCUGCGUCUACCUCGACACCGACGCCUUCUGGAAGGCCACCGAGUGCGAGCAGGAGCUGGGCGGCGCUAUCUGCCACAAACCGCAACGAGAGAUCAUCAGCACCACUCCAGAGGACGUGGCCGUCAAGUGUCCUCACAAGAUCAACGGCCCCAACUGGGUCCCCUUCAAGAACAACUGCUACUCCUUCCAGCUGUCGGCGUCCAGGUGGGAGCAGGCGGACCAGGGGCCCGUACGCGACGUCUGCGCCGGCCUGCACGAAGGAGCAAACAUCCUAACUAUUCGCAACGCGGAGGAGAACGAGUUCAUCCGACAACAACUUGUGCCCUUCCAGAACCUGGUCCAGUUCGUGUGGCUCGGACUGUUCCGGAACCAAAGCAACCACAUGCAGUGGUAUGACGGCACCAAGGUCCAGUACUCCAACUGGAGAAGUGGCAGACCAGAGGUCCAGGGUCCCUUCAUGGCGGGUCUGAGUCUCCAGGGCCAAUGGAUCCUGGUCACCAACCAGAUGUUGUUCUCAGAGUUCCAGCAGAGAUCCAUCGUGGCCUGCAAGCUGGACCACGAUCCCAAGCAGGAGUUCUCCAAGUCCGUCAGCGACUUCCAACACUUGGACACUUUGCAGUACCAGCUGGUGACCCGGAAGCUGACCUGGUACCAGGCUGUGGAGGAGUGCAGUCAGCGAGGAGGACAUCUGGCCAGCGUCCAUGACGCCCGCCACAACGCCCACAUCGAGCUCCUCGCCAAAACUGAUGGUUUCCCGCUCUGGAUCGGCCUGUCCAACCAGGAAGCCGGAGGUCCGUUCUACGAGUGGUCAGACGGGACCACGCUGGAGUACACAACCGACAUCUCCGAGUCGCUGGAAGGUUCCAGCUCAGAGGAGCGGGAGGCGGCAUGUGUCUUUGUGCUGCCCUCUGGUGGCUGGGUGAGGAGCAGCUGCACGUCGCCACUGGAUGGCGCUAUCUGCUACUCCACCAACGUCACCAGCACCUCACAAAGAGCCAAACUGCAGGCCAGGUCAGAGGUCAACCAGUGCCCUCAGAGCAACGGAACGUCCGAGUGGGUGCAGCACCACGACCGCUGCUACGCCUUCCACAUGAGCUUCUACAACUACAGCGUCUACGGCAUGACGCAGGCCAGGAGCAUCUGUAGCGGCAUGGACGCUCAGCUGCUGAGCAUCCAAAGCAAGGACGAGAACGACUUUGUGUCCAAGUACCUGUCUGAUGACCCGCUCAUCACCGGCCGAGUGUGGCUGGGUGGCAAUCUCCACCCUCAAGCAGACGGCUCAGCUCUCACCUUCUCCAACUGGAAGCCCGGAGUCUCGGUUACCACGGAGACGUCCAAGGCUGCAUGCGUUGUCAUGGUGAUGGCAGAUGCAGGACGAUGGAGUCAAGUCAGCUGUGAAGAAAGUUUCAGUCGUGUUGUCUGCCAAACCAACACCAAGUCUCCCGGCGCCCCCGUGGCCGUGGUCUUCUUCGUGCUGGUCCUGCUGGUCCUGGUCCUGGCCGUGGUCUUCCUGCUGUACAAGAAGAAGCGCUCCUACUUCUCCUCCUCCGUGCGCUACAAGAGAACCACGGACCAGUCGGACAGCACCAGCAUCAUCACGGAGGCGGACUGAGCGCGCUCAGACUUCUCACCUCAGGAAGUUGUCAUUAAGCCCCGCCCCUUUUAAUGAUAUUUAUUUAUUUAUGGAGUCCCCACCUGCAGGAUCUUCCUUUCAGCCCACACUGAAAUGGAGAGCUUUUAAGUAGAAAAGAAGCAAAUGAGUGCAGGUCAAAGAAAUGCACUGAUAAAUAACUCCGUUUAUUUGGAUAUUUCCCACUGAAUGUACAACUUGAAGACCCCUUUUGAUCACUUUUUGUACUCCUCGCUGGUCACUGGGAAGCCGUUCAGUUCAACACGCGUUUGGACUUCCAGCAGAAACUGGUCCUGCUGACCACGGUUGUGGUUCAGACUUUGCUAUGCACUUCACUACUGAGCAACAAAAGAAAGGCACUUUAAAAGCAACGUUUAAAAAAUGUUUUAAAAAAAUGGCUUCCAUUUCUUUGCUUUAGUUUUUUCAGCAUGAAACCAAAGAUUGAAUGUCAAAGAUGUGACUUUUUCUUGUUUUAAACUCUGUGUUUUGUUUAUUGGUGGUCAUGUGACCAUGUUGAACCCGAGAAAGGGCAGAUCAAAUCAGGUUUAGUAUUGAUAUAGAUUCAAUAAAAUACACAAGUGCUCUCCAAUAA
This is a messenger RNA of Nerophis lumbriciformis (worm pipefish), 5920 nucleotides long. RefSeq names its product lymphocyte antigen 75 (gene ly75). Lineage: Eukaryota; Metazoa; Chordata; Actinopteri; Syngnathiformes; Syngnathidae. The record is from RefSeq and is a predicted model, not a curated record.